AUGAGUACACAAGUUCACUCUUGUGGGCAGCGGUUCCAGACGCUGUGCUUUGCAUCUCUCGACGACUUUAAGAUUGCAAAUAUAGUAGCGCGUUCUCGUCGUGGACGAGAAAUGGUUGCAGCAUAUAUUCGUACAGGAGAAUUAGUUCUUCUAAAGGAGCGCUAUUCAAACGAGAUGGAUGUACUGGAAAACACACUGAAGGAGGCUGAAACACUUUUGGAUCUUGGGCCACAUCGCAACAUACUCACCAUACGUGGAUAUGCACAGGAGGGUACAACUGGCUUAAUUGCUCUUGAACACUUACAGCACAAAGACAUGCAGAGGCAAAUGCAGCGCUAUAAAAAGUUAUCGAAAACCUUUUCGGAGCCCUUUUUGUGGGCAAUUCUCCUUGAUAUUUCUUCUGCCUUGCAACACAUCCAUGACAAAGGAUACGUGUUUCGUGACAUCAAGCUUGCAAAUAUCUACCUCCGUGAGGUUGAUUACACAAACAACUCAUCAGUGAAGCUAGAUCUCGUGGAGCCAAACAAGCAAGUAAGGAUAGCAAACCUCCAAUUUGUUCUAUCAAACUUCGAAUCGUGUCGCAAGCUUCCCCCGCCAAGUCGUAGCAAUUCUAAACUCAUGUCGAACCAGUUUAUACCUAGUGAUUAUGCAACAGACACCGCUUCGCUACCAGAUACUGAUUAUGAAUGCACUCCUGGAGUAGAUGUCACUACUCCUAGUCAACAACCGACAAUUUCCUUUCUUCAAGCCCUUCAGAACAGGAUCUACUAUGAUAUAACAGAGGAUACACAUAUAGAUGGCAGAAAGAAAGUUAUGUCUACUGCAGCCCAGAAGAUCUAUAACGAGGAUCACAAUCUUCCUUACUCAGCUCGGUCGCCUAAUAAGCAGAUGGCGAUCCAAAAGGAAUACGAGAAUGUCACAGGCCACAUGAGUGAUAGUACGAUUCUCAAUCCUGAAAUUCGCGAGGAGCUCCGCGCUGCUUCCAGAAGUGGGUCGUUGUGUGGAUCGAAUUAUGGCUCUCAGUCCAUGAACACCUCUCGCAGUGCAUCACGGAGUGCGUCUCCAAGUAUAUCUAGAACUGCUUCAAGGAGUAUCUCUAGAAGCGCGUCACCGUCCCUUCCAAUCCCGCGGGCUAUUAGUAUUACAGUCGACCGACCUAUCAAUAUCCCUACGGAUAGCAGACCAGAUACACUUCUAGUAGGUAGCUAUGUGCAAUCAGCCUCACCAACAUUUCGGCGUGGCUUGACAGAUCUCUCAAAUAUUAACAGACCGGAUAUGUCUGUUCCCCCGAUGCUAUCGGAUAGCCCUGGGCGACACUACAUUCACUCUUCUCGCACAUCUGUCAGCACUAGAAGCCAAAAUUCUAUCGACCAUGGCAAGUUUGAUUAUGUUCAGAACAUGGCGCGAUUCACCAGAUUGGAUCCCUUUGAAAAAGCCCUUCGUAAUCAUAAAAUUAGAAAGGAGCUGGAAAAGAGACGCAACAUAUUUCCAGAGGGCACCAAUAUGUAUGCAACUGUAGAAUCUGAAGACGAUAUUGAAUUUAAGCUUAUCAAGCCAACUCUUGGUAAGUUUGGAACACGGAGUAUAUCACAAACUGUUGCCCUUCGGCCUGCAACAACUAGCUCACUGGGAAAGGUUAGCCAAGCUCGACUAGAAUCUUCUCCAAAGAAGAACCCGUUUCAAAUAGAUAGAGGAAAAUCAGCUAUGCCAAAGAUUAACGACGAAGAACAACAGCUUCGUGACUUAGAGGAGCUUUGGAGAAGGGAGGAGAUUUCGUGCAAUCCAAACAAUCCAAAUUAUCCUACCAAGCUAACAACGACGCUUGAUCAGUGUAAUCCGCGCGCACGUGACACUUUGCCAUACUACCUCGAACCUCCGCAGAAUACAUAUUCUACCUUUAAAGCAAGAUCACAGAAAGUUUUGUUGCCCGACGGUUCGGGCACAAUAACUAUUCUUGGAACACCCAACUAUAUGCCCAAGGAGAUGGCAGAAGGAAAUAAUAUCACAGCAAUGGACAUCUAUGCACUUGGAGUCUCUGUGUUAGAGCUCAUGUGUCUCGAAGAUUAUCAGCAGAUUGACAUGGAACGGGUCCAAAAGCAGCUUUCUGCAAUUUAUAGUCGAGACAUUCGCACACUUGUUUUACGGAUGCUUGGUCCCCCCGAUCUGCGACCCAGUGCCGAAGAUAUCCAUGAGUCUAGCCUCAGAGCUAUACUGACUCAUGCUAGUGACUAUGGAGCCACUGCAACUCUUACUCACGACGAUGUGAUCUAUGAACGCGGGUGUAAGACAAUACCUUCCUUGAAACAUCCCCUUCAUAUAGAUCUCGAAGCGUUACAUCAACGUGAGUACCUAAGGCGGCGCCCCCCCUAUUCAGCCACACAUGUACCCGAAGACUCCACAGACGUUAUUGCACCACACCUCUUGGAACACCCAUUUGCUAAGAACCUCCUUGACAAAAUAAGGCAUAUCCCUCCCCAAGUAUGUUCAUUAAAGACACAGCCUCAGGAGCAUUUUCAACCUGUAUACGUUGAAUACAACAACGAACAACGGGUAGUUGAGCAAGUGGAGCUUCCAUUACAUAGAACGGCUUUCAAAGGAGCCACGAUGGCAAAAUAUUUGGAGCGGUUAAGCCAAAACAAGCCUCCGCUCUAUUCUUUUAACAAGGCUGCUUCUCGAAAAAUCGUUGACCCUCCUGAGAAAUGGAUGCCUAAUCCAGAUUCUGUACUGUCGGAAUUUGGGCCGGAGGCGCAAAUUAAGCGGUUACAAUCGGAACAAACACCUGAUUUAUUGGAAGUAUUAGACACCGGUAUUCAUUCUAUUCCCAACGCACGUGGAGGGCGGCGACUCACAUCUGAAAAGUAUUCGAAGAUGGUCCGCCCCAAAACGGCUACUUCUAUACCUCUACGAAGAGACAGCUCCGGCCACUCCUCCGAAAGCAGCACGUUCAAGGCAAACCAUGACGCAGAAAGGAGAAGGCCACGCAUAUCUGUAGCUUUUGGUGCUAUAACCAUGCCUAACGCGCCCUCUAGCGACCGUCGUGUAAUAACAGAUUAA
This is a messenger RNA of Giardia duodenalis, 3054 nucleotides long. Its product is annotated as Kinase, NEK. NCBI's taxonomy places the organism in Eukaryota, Fornicata, Diplomonadida, Hexamitidae. Gene Ontology annotation, molecular function: ATP binding; protein kinase activity. The transcript has a single exon. Gene Ontology annotation, biological process: protein phosphorylation. The record is from RefSeq and is a predicted model, not a curated record. Bases 1 to 3054 code for a protein of 1017 amino acids.